Messenger RNA from Dioscorea cayenensis subsp. rotundata (Guinea yam), 1031 nucleotides. RefSeq lists its product as uncharacterized. Bases 198 to 635 code for a protein of 145 amino acids. The transcript has 6 exons. The record is from RefSeq and is a predicted model, not a curated record. Lineage: Eukaryota; Viridiplantae; Streptophyta; Magnoliopsida; Dioscoreales; Dioscoreaceae.
AAAGCUCUCAACUUUGAGAUCUCUUGGUGCUUCUCGAUCGCUAGUGUUGUCAUGGGGUUCGUCUCCUUCGCGGGAAGGGUGCUCUUUGCGUCCGUCUUCAUCCUCUCCGCGUACCAGGAAAAAGUUAUCAAUUUGGAGGCAUGCAUUUAGACAUUUAAAAGAGCAGCAGAGAAACGAUAUUUGAAAGGAAAAAGGAAAUGCUUUUUAGAAUGUGGUGCAAAUCCAGGUUUAAUGAAUUUGGAGUUGAUGGUGGGCCGGCAGCAAAGGCUCUUAGACCCAAAUACAACACUUUCAUUAAUCAUGUGACCUCUCACUUGGGUGCCAAAGUCCCACAUAUUGAGAUCAAGCAUGUGAUUGCUGCUACCAUUAGUCUCAAAGGGCUUGGAGGACUUCUGUUUAUUUUUAGCAGCUCAUUUGGCGCUUCUCUUUUGCUGCUUUAUUUGGCAUUUAUAACACCGGUUGUCUAUGAUUUCUACAACUACGAGAUUGAGACGGCAGAAUUUGCCCUACUUUUUACUAAAUUCACACAGAACUUGGCCCUCUUCGGCGCAUUGCUCUUUUUCCUGGGAAUGAAGAACUCAAUUCCAAAGAGACAGGGCAAGAAGAAAGGUGGUCCUAAAGCGAAAACAACCUAACUAGCAGCAACAGCUCUCACGUACCUUUCCAAAAAGAGUUGAAUACACAAAUUUCUCAUCGGUCCGCCUGAAGACCAUCUGUUUCAAUUUUACAAUGCCGAUCUUUUAUAUUCAUAUCAGACACAUUUCAUUUAUCGGAUUCUUUUCAAAGGGGAUUCUGGAUUGGUGUCUUAGAAACUGGAGGCCUUGCCCAAAAGACAGAUAGUAUUGUUUUCCUGUGCCAGGCUGAGUUCUUUGUCAGGACAUGAUAAAUUUUUUUUUUUUGCAGUUAGUGUGUGGCAUUCCAUUCUUGAUAUAUAUAGGACUUGAGUUUUUGCAGGUAUGGCCCUAUGAAACACCAAAAUUGCAUAUUCUCUGCAGGUCCAAUUUUAGUUUAAGUUUGCUUUGAGUAUUUAA